This is a messenger RNA of Dacryopinax primogenitus, 623 nucleotides long. RefSeq lists its product as uncharacterized. Bases 212 to 490 code for a protein of 92 amino acids. NCBI's taxonomy places the organism in Eukaryota, Fungi, Basidiomycota, Dacrymycetes, Dacrymycetales, Dacrymycetaceae. The record is from RefSeq and is a predicted model, not a curated record. The transcript has a single exon.
CUCAACCUCGUUGACCGAGAAUAGAGAGGUGGCGUGACUAGUCUUUCCUCGUGAACUGUACAGUGCUCUACGAAAGCGACGGGUGCGCGACGUCAGGCAGGACGGAUAUGCGCCCCUGCGUACCCUGUGGGCCAGUCCACGUCUAGUUCUCGGCCCGUCUCUUUCCCAAUCUCCUCCCCUCUCGAGCCCUGCCAACUCGGAUACAGGCGAAAUGAUAACGCGACCGGAGGCCGUGCGCACCUCUCCUACGACUUUUCAACAAGGCUGUUCCGCCCAUCCGCAGAAUGGCCCGCCGGCCUUUGUAGGAGCCAUAGGAGGGACAAGCGACGAGGGGGACGGUAUUUAUAACACCCUCUCUCCUCAACUUCGGGUAUUACCAACUGCAUAUACUUGUGAGAUUGUCAAACUGCAUAGAGCUGCUGCAGCAGUUGACUUCUACGUGUCUUACCUUUAUUCAUUGGAGGCUGCCGAUUUCGAAAGCAUCAACUAGAAGAUGGCGACGCAGCCUUUACCCACCGACGAAAAUGUCAACCCAUUCCUUGCAUCGCACGACGAGGCAUAUCCAGAGCCCUCCCGACUGCAAACAGCGAGGCCGACGAUUUCUAUUACCGCUCCCGCCACAU